CGGCGGCCGCGAGGGGCGGCGGCGAUCGGGCUCGGCUGGCCCGGGGCGCGGGCGCGGGCGCGGGCGCGGGCCGGCUCCGCCAUGGGCAACCUGUUCGGCCGCAAGAAGCAGAGCCGGGUCACGGAGCAGGACAAGGCCGUGCUGCAACUGAAGCAGCAGCGAGACAAGCUGCGGCAGUACCAGAAGCGCGUGUCCCAGCAGCUGGAGCGCGAGCGCGAGGUGGCCCGGCAGCUGCUGCGAGAUGGCAAGAAGGACCGAGCCAAACUGCUGCUCAAGAAGAAGCGCUACCAGGAGCAGCUGCUGGACAAGACGGAUCAGCAGAUCGCCAGCCUGGAGAGCAUGGUGCAGAGCAUCGAGUUCGCCCAGAUAGAGAUGAAGGUGCUGCAGGGACUCCAGUUCGGGAAUGAGUGUCUGAAGAAGAUGCACCAGGUGAUGUCCAUGGAGGAGGUGGAGCGGAUCCUGGACGAGACGCAGGAGGCCGUGGAGUACCAGCGACAAAUCGACGAGCUGUUGGCCGGCAGUCUGACGCAGGAGGACGAGGACGCGGUGCUGGAGGAGCUGCAGGCCAUCACUCAGGAACACGUGGAGCUGCCCGACGUGCCUUCGGAGCCCCUUCCCGAGAUGCACCCAGAGAAAGUCCCCAUCAAGGCCCGGCCCCGACAGGCAGAGCUGGUGGCAGCGUCAUAGCAGCUGUGCUGCACUGGGACGGUGGCAGGAGCAUGCCCAGACUGCAGCGAGCGGGCAGCAGCCACUCUCAGUACAGCUGCCCACGACGGGCUCCUCCGGAUCCAUGGGACACGAGCCUGGCCAGAAGCACCCAGUGCUGGCCAGAACUGCCUCUGCUCCCCACUCCUUCUCACUUCCCCAAGAUCUGGGGGUACAUCUGGCUUCUGUGCUGGUGUGAGAGGUGCUGGGAGAGGCUCUCCAGCCAGCCCUCCAGCUUUAGGACCGGGACCUCACCAAGCUUGGCCCCUGAGAAAAGACUCAGGACUGCAAGGGGGUGCUCAGAGCUUCUGCAGCUGUGCCCCAAGGCCAGAGGACGCCCAGCCGGCCACUGGGAACCGCCACGACCAGCCCUUCAUUGCUCCCGUGGCUGGGGGGCUUUGAGGACACACCCAUACCCUGGACUCAGACCUUCGCUGCCAGUUGGGGACACAUCUGAGACCCUGAGGAGGGGGGAUCACCCCCCUGGGCCUCUCAUUAAAGCUGGCACUCCA
Molecule: messenger RNA, 1217 nt
Organism: Suncus etruscus (white-toothed pygmy shrew)
Lineage: Eukaryota; Metazoa; Chordata; Mammalia; Eulipotyphla; Soricidae
Gene: CHMP6
Product: charged multivesicular body protein 6
Exons: 8
Coding region: 82-687 (201 amino acids)
Biological process (GO): vesicle budding from membrane; late endosome to vacuole transport via multivesicular body sorting pathway
Cellular component (GO): multivesicular body; ESCRT III complex
Source: RefSeq, a predicted model, not a curated record